This is a messenger RNA of Sinocyclocheilus anshuiensis, 584 nucleotides long. Its product is annotated as SH3 and multiple ankyrin repeat domains protein 3-like. Gene Ontology annotation, cellular component: postsynaptic density; postsynaptic membrane; dendritic spine. Bases 72 to 572 code for a protein of 166 amino acids. The transcript is spliced from 3 exons. The record is from RefSeq and is a predicted model, not a curated record. Lineage: Eukaryota; Metazoa; Chordata; Actinopteri; Cypriniformes; Cyprinidae. Gene Ontology annotation, molecular function: ionotropic glutamate receptor binding; synaptic receptor adaptor activity.
AAGAGGUAGACACUCGUAGCUCCAGUGAUCACCACCUGGAGACCACGAGCACCAUCUCCACCGUCUCCAGUAUGUCCACACUGUCCUCGGAAAGCGGCGAGCCCACGGACACCUACACCACCCACGCAGAUGGCCAGACGUUCAUUCUUGAUAAGCCGCCAGUGCCUCCAAAGCCAAAGCUCAAGUCCCAGCUCAGCAAGGGCCCGGUGACGUUCAGGGACCCCCUGCUCAAGCAGUCAUCCGAUAGCGAACUGCUCUCACAGCAGCACGCGGCUGCGCUGGCUGCUGCUGCGGGAGCCUCAGGCCCGGCCAGACCCCGCUACCUCUUCCAGAGACGCUCCAAGUUGUGGGGGGACCCCGUGGAACCCCGUCCGCUUUCGGGGGCAGAGGAAGGCAAGCCCACUGUGAUCAGCGAGCUCAGCUCUCGGCUGCAGCAGCUGAACAAGGACACGCGCUCACUCGGGGAAGAGCCGCUUGGAGCUUCACUUGACCCCGGAAGGAAAUCGCCCGUGGUUGGUGCAAGACGUUUGGAGCCCCCGAACUAUCUCAGCAUUGGACGACCACUGAUGUGACAAGGACAUGGA